This is a messenger RNA of Rana temporaria (common frog), 3542 nucleotides long. It is a transcript of the gene ITPKC, whose product is annotated as inositol-trisphosphate 3-kinase C. The record is from RefSeq and is a predicted model, not a curated record. Gene Ontology annotation, biological process: inositol phosphate biosynthetic process. Gene Ontology annotation, molecular function: inositol-1,4,5-trisphosphate 3-kinase activity; inositol tetrakisphosphate kinase activity. The transcript is spliced from 8 exons. Gene Ontology annotation, cellular component: cytoplasm; nucleus. Bases 257 to 3166 code for a protein of 969 amino acids. Lineage: Eukaryota; Metazoa; Chordata; Amphibia; Anura; Ranidae.
CAGGUCACAGCACUGAGAGGCGCCAUCCCGUUAUGAGUGAAGUGAUCGAUCCCGGAGGACUAUAAUACUAUACACAGCGGAUGGAUACAUAUUAUUGUAAAGAAAGGAAAAACCCCUUUCUGAGCGCGCAUUGAUAUCUAAGCAUUAAGGGCAUUGCUCCGUACACUUAGUUCCGCCCCCCGGGACGUGCGAUUGGUCAGCUUCGUUGCGCCGUCAUCGCCCCUAGGAGGGGAGUCUCCGAGCAACGGGAGCUGUAAUGGGGCAAAGCUAUUCCAAUAGCGCAGCGGAGGCUGCCGCGGCUGGAGAGUGGAAGAAGAGGCUCAGAGUCCGCAGGAGGCGGAGGAGAGAAGGAAAGAGCCCGGCUAAGGAGCCCCCCGGCCCCCAGAGAAGGGAAGGCAGUGCGGGGCACAGUAUAGAACAUCCCGGGGCUGGCUGCUACAGCAGGGGCAAGUCAGAGAGGGCAGCUCAGGACAGGGAGCAUCCUGAGAGCAAAGCAACGAGGAGAGAGCAGCCAGGGGGAGGGUCAUCACUGGGCCCACAACAUCUGGAGAGUGCCAGCAACCUACCCCCAGCCACAGGGCAGGGUGUCCCCCACACAGGGUCACGUGGUGAGCCCCUAGUGGGCACAGAGCAGGGUAUCCCCCAUCUAGGGUCACCAGGAGCCACAGUACAAGAUAUCCCCCAUCUAGGGACAACAGUACAGGGUAUCACCAAUCUAGGUUCUUGUGGUGGGUCAACAGGCGGCACAGUGCAGGGUAUAUCCCAUCAAGUGUCUCGUGGUGGAUCUACAGGGGGCACACUGCAGAGUAUCCCCCAUAAGGGGUCACCAGGGGGCACAGAGCAGGGUAUCCCCCAUAAGGGGUCACCAGGGGGCACAGAGCAGGGUAUUUUCCAUCUGGGGUCACCAGGGGGCACAGAGCAGUGUAUUCACCAUCUGGGGUCUCCAGGGGGCACAGAGCAGGGUAUCCCCCAUCCAGGGGGCACAGAGCAGGGUGCCAACCAUCCAGGGUCACCAGUGAGCACAGAGCAGGGUUUCCCUCAUCCAGGGUUAAGUGGUGGGUCACUAGCGGGCAGAGGACAAGCGGAGCCAUCACAAGGCACCCUACAGUAUAUCUCCCCUACGUGUAGUGCCAGGGACUUGUCAUCCACUCAAGUUUCACAAUCCGGUGACUCAGGGGCCGCCUCACACUAUAUACCUGGGAAGACGAAGGGAAAGGCAUUCUUUGCUGCUCUUCACCCAUCAGAUCUAGCUGGUGCCCUGACACUGUGCCAAGGUACAGCAGCCAGCACACAAGCUGCUGCAGAUCCUGACAUGAGACUGGAUGGGCAGGAAACGCGGCACAGACUGGAUAUGUCCUCGUGUGAUGCCAAGUCCGCUAUGACCGGCAAAGAGAGAGCGUGGGGUGAAGACGAUGGGAAGACUAUCUUGGGGUCUUCCAAGGAUACUCUUAAAAGUGUGUCGGGGGACACUGGGCACAUGGACAACCGAGACUGCAGGAGGGUGGAGGUGACCGGCAGAAAGGUAACUUUGGAGACCAAGACUGUGGAAUACAUUUUUACCAAGAAUGUAGAGACGAUGGUAACCCAUUCAGUUGUGGGUAUGAGUGCUGGAGACCAAAGGUCAAAGAAAUCUGGGACUGAAGUAGACAUGCAUGAUGGACAGCUUGACCGAGCUUCCAAGGAAACAACAACUGGAUUAUACUGCACUGAGGUCUUCUCCCACACACACAACAACUCUGUGACCAAUAAAAGACUUGGAUCAAACUUCCAACCCCGUCAUAGUCCCAUUGAGGAUUUGUGGAACCGUGACUCUGGAAUACCUGGCUUGAAGCUAACUGUAACCCCACCGGACUCGGAGAACACCAACGAGGCAACGCCAAGAGAAGGGCUAGCCAGAGACUCAUUGUUUUACAGAAGGGGGCCUCCUUUGCUUAUGGCCUCCGACACUCACAGUUAUUCUAUUCCUCGACUUAUUGUCACUCGAGAUGCCAGCCCCAAGAGGGGUUUCUCCCCUUCCUUGUCCCCCCAACUACAUGAAAGCGGCUUUGCUCUGGAUGUUCCCUUUACAGGGGAAGCGGAAUCCCCUGCCUCAGACAGUGGCUGUGGUGGAUCUCCUGUACCUUCCCUCUUCCUACGAAAGCUGUCCAGUUCCUCUGGUCUGUCUUCUGCCUCAUCGUUUGAAGAGUCUGAAGAUGACUUCAUUGGCAGUGAUGUGGAGCCCAAUGGGUUACAACUACUUAUCUGCAACCCUGAUGAGCAAGGAGCAGCUAACACAUCCUGGAGGAAGUUGAAGAACAUGGUCCACUGGUCGCCCUUCGUGGUGUCCUUCAAGAAGCAUUAUCCAUGGGUCCAGCUGGCUGGACAUGCAGGCAACUUCAAGGCCGGAGAAUACGGGAAGAUCCUGAAGAAGUUUUGCCAGUGUGAACAACAGUGCCUAGAAUGGCUGAACCGGGACACCCUGCGGCCCUUUGUCCCUGGAUACUACGGAGUGGUGGAGAAGGAGGGUGAAACCUACAACCAGAUGGAAGACCUAUUGUCUGAGUUUGACUCCCCGUCCAUCAUGGACUGCAAAAUGGGUGUCAGAACCUAUUUGGAGGAGGAGCUGGUCAAAGCCCGGGAGAAGCCCAAGCUCAGGAAGGACAUGUAUGAAAAGAUGGUUGCGGUAGACCCAAGUGCACCGACGGAAGAGGAGCACCAGCAGAGGGGCGUCCUAAAACCCAGAUAUAUGCAGUGGCGAGAGACGCUGAGCUCCACCGCGACACUGGGCUUUAGGAUAGAGGGCAUCAAGAGAGCUGACGGAACGUGUGACACAAACUUUAAGAAGACCAAACACAGAGAGCAGGUGAUGAGAGCUAUGGAAGACUUUGUAGAUGGCAAUAAAAAUAUUUUGAGGAACUAUCUGACAAGAUUGAAAGAACUGCGUACAGAGCUGGAAAGAUCAGAGUUUUUCAAGCAACAUGAGAUUGUCGGCAGUUCUCUGCUCUUCGUCCACGAUUCCUCAGAACGGGCCAAGGUUUGGAUGAUUGACUUUGGGAAAACCUCUCGACUACCGAACAAGGAGACACUAAAUCACCGGGUGCCUUGGAUGGAAGGGAACCGGGAAGAUGGGUACCUGUGGGGCCUCGACCACCUCAUACACAUCUUCUCUGAGAUGGUUCAGGACUGAAAUAAUUCAGCUGUACAGACUAGAGACUGGCUUUGGUGUGAGCACAAAAUGACACCAGCACUCUGCCCAAUGGCAACGAAAAAACUGGCAUAAAAAAAACAAAAAACCCUUGUGGAUACUGAACUCUCCGGCUCAUGUUUGGGCUGCAGUGCCACGUCUGUCUUGUAAAUUGUAUUAUAAUUUUAUUUAUGCUUUUUGUAGCCUCAUAGAAACACAACACUGGAAACUGUACAGUUUAAUGCUGAGGGAAGUGUACCUCUCCGUUCUUUUAUAAUUUGUAUAUAUAUAUAUUUUAUUACAAUUUUACAAACUGAUUUUUAUUUUGUAUUUUAUAUUUUUAAACUGUUCAAUAAGACGGAGAAUAAUUUUUACCUGG